Molecule: messenger RNA, 978 nt
Organism: Cryptococcus wingfieldii CBS 7118
Lineage: Eukaryota; Fungi; Basidiomycota; Tremellomycetes; Tremellales; Cryptococcaceae
Product: cytosolic Fe-S cluster assembly factor CFD1
Exons: 3
Coding region: 1-978 (325 amino acids)
Biological process (GO): iron-sulfur cluster assembly
Cellular component (GO): cytosol
Molecular function (GO): 4 iron, 4 sulfur cluster binding; ATP-dependent FeS chaperone activity; ATP binding
Source: RefSeq, a predicted model, not a curated record
AUGGCGGAGCGCAUAGAAACACCGGUAUCCAAGAGGCUAUCCUCUGUGAAGAAUAUCAUCAUCGUUCUCUCCGGCAAAGGUGGCGUCGGCAAGUCAUCCUCCUCGGUUCAACUCGCCCUUUCUCUUCUCGCCUUGAACCCCACAAACCGUGUGGGUCUCAUAGAUCUUGAUAUCACUGGUCCUUCUCUUCCGCGCAUGGUUGGUCUUGAUUCGCCUACUGCUACGGUCCACCAAUCGUCAGCCGGGUGGGUCCCAGUAUAUGUCGAUCAGGGGCGAAGAUUGGGGGUCAUGAGCAUAGGGUUUCUACUGAAAGACAGAGGGGACAGUGUAGUCUGGAGAGGUCCAAAGAAGGAUGGAAUGAUCAGGCAGUUCUUGAGUGAGGUGAGGUGGGGCGAGCUGGAUUACUUGGUAAUUGAUACGCCGCCAGGCACGUCGGAUGAACAUAUCUCACUCUUGACUCACCUCCACCCCCUCUUCACGCCCACACCCUCCUCCCCUACGACCCCUUCCUCAAUCCUCAUCACUACCCCUCAAACCACCGCUCUCAACGACACCAUCAAAUCCCUUUCCUUUACCCGCAAGCUUUCCCUUCCAGUCAUGGGGCUAGUGGAAAAUAUGGCGGGCUACGUCUGCCCAUGUUGCGGAGAGAUCAGUGAUACUUUCGGUAAAGGCGGAGGAGAGGCGCUGGCGCACAAAGAGAGCGUCAACUUCCUGGGACGAGUACCGAUCGACACCAUACUUGUGGCGCUUCUGGAUGCUGUCUCGAAAGGGGAGGUGCAGGGCGAAGGAGCCAAGGAGACGAACGGCGGGGAUCAGGCUGCAUCGUCGGCGGGAUUCCCUCUGCUCGAAAAGUAUCUCGAGACGACCUCGUCCAAAGUAUGGCUGGGUAUUGCGGACAAGCUUGUUGCCAGCAUAGUGGAACGCAGCGAGAAGAUAACCGAAAGACUGGGGCCGCAGGAACAAGUGACAUCUGCAUAG